UGUGAAGUGUUGAACUCCUGGUUGUAGAACUAGCGGGGCAAUUGGCAUUUGGAAAACUGUCAAUGUGACUUUGUGGAUGUCAAAGAACGAACGAACGAAGAGCGAAAGCAAGAAAGGAAACGACUGGAAAGAUUUUCAUUAAAAACAUCCUCAUAGAAAAACCAAACCCAAAAUGGAAGAGUAUGCACGUGAACCGUGUCCGUAUCGUAUCGUGGACGAUUGUGGUGGAGCAUUUGCAAUGGGCUGCAUUGGUGGAGGCGUAUUUCAAGCAAUAAAAGGAUUCCGUAAUGCUCCGUCUGGGUUUAAUCGACGUUUGCUUGGAAGCUUAACAGCGAUUAAAAGCCGGUCGCCAAUAAUUGCUGGAAACUUUGCCGUAUGGGGUGGCAUGUUCAGCACUAUCGAUUGCACACUAGUGCAUUUUCGUAAGAAAGAAGAUCCAUGGAACUCUAUAAUUAGUGGUGCGGCCACGGGAGGAAUCUUAGCGGCGCGAAACGGUGUACCGGCCAUGAUCGGCAGUGCAGUGAUAGGUGGCGUGUUGUUGGCUCUGAUUGAAGGCGUAGGUAUCAUGUUUACGCGCAUAUCUGCUGAACAGUUCCGGAACCCCACUCCCCCGACCGACGAUCCUUCAGUGCUGGGCGAUCCAAAUCAGCAGCAAAUGUCUUCAGCCCCUCCAUCGCCAUUCGCGUUUGGCCAGUCAGGGCAGAACUAUCAAUAAUGAGUGCGUUGCACGGUUGUUGCGGAUAUCGAAUCACCACGUAUGCUGCCCUUUCAUUUUAGGCAGAAUAAGAGCAAUUCGUGAGGCCGAUGUGUUUUUAAUUUGGGUGUUCUGGCUAAGUGUAUAUUUAAAACCAUUAAUGUAUAUUUUCGAGUGAUAGUGUGAAUGCGAUUCCAGAUGUCUCUACAAUAAGUGUGUCGAUCAGAUACCGACGUUCGAUAUUAGUUUGUUGGUGGGAUCGACUGAUACUUUUUAGGGAUUGGAAUGUUGUGUGCAAGAAUAGUUGUUUGCGAUGAAAUCCUAGAUGGAUAUGUAUGUAUGUGUGACGUGCUAUAGUUCUGGUAGUAUCUCAUGUUUGUUGAUUGAUUUGCUUUCUAGUGAUUGAUUAAUUUGAAAGUACGAUACGAUAUGAAAUAUUGCCCGAACUUUUUAGAUAACACGCGGUUAGAAGUUAUGAAUAGGACUUGUGCCAGCACAAGAAGAAGCAUGCGGGAUCAGUGUACCGCAAACACAAAUAGACAAGUUGUAACAGUAAUCAAGUGAUUAUUUCCUGUAAAUAGAACUCGCGCCGUCAUUACAAUACCAACUCUUUAAAAGUCGACCGCUAUGGAUAAUUGCGCUAAUAAAUAAAUUUCUAGCAUGACAGCAGAACUGAAA
Messenger RNA from Anopheles stephensi (Asian malaria mosquito), 1372 nucleotides. RefSeq names its product mitochondrial import inner membrane translocase subunit Tim17-A-like. The record is from RefSeq and is a predicted model, not a curated record. Gene Ontology annotation, cellular component: TIM23 mitochondrial import inner membrane translocase complex; mitochondrial inner membrane. The transcript is spliced from 3 exons. Gene Ontology annotation, molecular function: transmembrane protein transporter activity. The coding region runs from base 173 to 715 and encodes 180 amino acids. Gene Ontology annotation, biological process: protein import into mitochondrial matrix. Lineage: Eukaryota; Metazoa; Arthropoda; Insecta; Diptera; Culicidae.